AUGCAGCCACUCCUGCUCCUGUUGAUUUUUAUUCUACUCCAAGGAGAUGAGGCAGGAAAGAUCAUUGGAGGCCGAGAAGCCAGGCCCCACUCCCGCCCCUACAUGGCUUUCCUUCUGAUCCAGAGUCCAGAAAGUGCUUGUGGAGGGUUUCUGGUGCGAGAAGACUUUGUCAUGACAGCGGCCCACUGCUUGGGAAGUUCCAUAAAUGUCACCCUGGGAGCUCACAACAUCCAGAGGCAAGAAAGGACCCAGCAACACAUCCCUGUGCUCAGAGCUAUCCCCCAUCCUGAUUAUGAUCCAGACAAAUUCCGCAACGACAUCAUGUUGCUUCAGCUGACAAGAAGAAUCCGGAAGAAUAAAGCCGUGAGGCCCGUGGCUCUGCCUCAGCGCAGAAACCGUCUGCGGCCAGGGGAUUUGUGCACAGUGGCUGGCUGGGGCCUAGUGAGCAGGAACAUGAGAACAGAUGUACUCCAGGAGGUGCAGCUAAGGGUGCAGAGGGACCAAAAGUGCAGCAAUCGCUUCAACAACUACAACAGCCAGACUCAGAUCUGUGUGGGGAACCCAAGAGAAAGGAAGUCUGCCUUCAGGGGCGAUUCUGGUGGUCCUCUGGUAUGUAACAAUGUGGUCCAGGGCAUUGUCUCCUAUGGAGACAGCAAUGGCAUUCCUCCAGCUGUAUUCACCAAGAUCCAGAGCUUCAUUCCCUGGAUAAAGAGAACGAUGAGACGCCUUGCACCACGGCAUCAGGGACGAGCUCCAGGGGAUUUCCAUAGUUUUGGUUAA
This is a messenger RNA of Microtus oregoni (creeping vole), 780 nucleotides long. RefSeq names its product cathepsin G-like. Gene Ontology annotation, biological process: proteolysis. The transcript is spliced from 5 exons. The record is from RefSeq and is a predicted model, not a curated record. Lineage: Eukaryota; Metazoa; Chordata; Mammalia; Rodentia; Cricetidae. Gene Ontology annotation, molecular function: serine-type endopeptidase activity. The coding region runs from base 1 to 780 and encodes 259 amino acids. Gene Ontology annotation, cellular component: cytoplasm; intracellular membrane-bounded organelle.